AUGACACUUGCAAGAGUUAUCACGCCCCCCAAACGACCGUCAUCGGCACCCAACCUCACGACACCAGAGGUUAUAAGCCAGCGUAUAGACGAGGAGUUGAGAAGAGAGGCGGCGCUACUUAAGGAAGCGAAGCGGAAGGAAGUCAAAGUACUACUUCUUGGUCAAGCGGAGUCUGGCAAAUCAACACUCCAGAAACACUUCCAACUUCUCUAUGCAGAGGGCACCCUCGACUCGGAACGGCCUUACUGGCGACCUGCGGUCUACUACAACAUUAUCAAGGCUGCGCGCAUGAUUUUGGCAGAGCUAGAUUACGAAUUCGCCGCCCGUUCUCCAGGCGACAUGCAUACCUCCGACGACGUGGUGCACCAGCUGAUGGACGUAAGAACGGCACUAUUGCCUCUCAUCUCUAUGGAAGACGCUCUUGCUUCAGAGAUCAACGGCGGAGUAGCGAUUUCAGGUGGACGUAGCGGCGCAUAUGUUCGACCGGGCUGGCAGAACUUCCUUUCCCAUAAUCAAGCCAGCAUUGCGCUUCCUGAGACGGCCAUGAUGGCCGCCAAGAUGCUUGCACGGGUUGCUAAUGAAAUCAGGACACUCUGGGAACACCCUACAGUUCAGUACUACAUCGAACAGCGCAAGAUUCGGGUCGAGGAGUCCGCCGCUUUCUUCAUAAGUCAUAUAGGUCGGAUAACACAGCCAGACUACCUUCCAACGACCGAUGAUAUUCUGCGAGUACGGUUGCGGACACUGGGCGUCAUCGAGCACAACUUCUCAGUUCCAAUGGGUGGAGUUCUGUACAAUUGGAGACUCUUCGAUGUGGGGGGCGCGCGUGGUCAGCGCCAAGCAUGGGUCCCCUUUUUCGAUGACGCUAUCUCUAUCAUUUUCCUUGGUGGGUUUGCUUCUUCACCGCUUUCUUCCCCCCACCUUACGCCAUCCCAAGCUCCAAUAAGCGCUUUCGACCAGUAUCUCGAAGAAGACCCCAAAGUGAACCGAAUCGAUGAUUCGCUCCAACUGUUCACCUCGAUCUGCAAGAACAAGAUAUUCAAGGACGUCCAUCUCGUUCUGAUGUUGAACAAGACCGAUAUUCUCAAGCAGAAGUUGGCGGCCAACGUCAAGAUUCGAAAAUAUAUCACAAGCUAUGGGGACAGGGCGAACAACUACGAAACCGCCUCUGCCUAUUUCCGUCAACAUUUCGUGCACGCUCACAAGAAAAACUCUGCCGAGACUAACCGGCAGCUCUAUUUGCACUUCACCUCGAUGAUGGAUACGAAAGCAAUCCAGAGUAUCAUCGCUGCCGUCGGUGAAGCCAUCCUGCAAAAACAUAUCACCAAAGUAGGGCUGAUAUAG
Messenger RNA from Coprinopsis cinerea okayama7#130, 1344 nucleotides. RefSeq lists its product as hypothetical. Bases 1 to 1344 code for a protein of 447 amino acids. Gene Ontology annotation, molecular function: G-protein beta/gamma-subunit complex binding; guanyl nucleotide binding; GTPase activity. The record is from RefSeq and is a predicted model, not a curated record. Gene Ontology annotation, biological process: adenylate cyclase-modulating G protein-coupled receptor signaling pathway. NCBI's taxonomy places the organism in Eukaryota, Fungi, Basidiomycota, Agaricomycetes, Agaricales, Psathyrellaceae. Gene Ontology annotation, cellular component: heterotrimeric G-protein complex. The transcript has 15 exons.